Messenger RNA from Penicillium salamii, 2154 nucleotides. The record is from the annotation of a GenBank genome assembly. Lineage: Eukaryota; Fungi; Ascomycota; Eurotiomycetes; Eurotiales; Aspergillaceae.
AUGUUUCGCUGCAACAACGAACAACCGACAUGCUCUAACUGCAAAACAUAUGCGCAAGACUGCACAUACGUAUCAGGGCCUGAUAAACCGAGGCCGACAAAUGCCCGGCUCUCGCGACUGGAAGCGGAGAAUGAACGACUUCGACAGCACUUGGGGCGUGAUCCUGCAGGUCCCGAAAGCCACAGUUCAAGUUUAGAUAGCGCGUCUGUACAGAGCCCGCCUGUGCAGAGUCCACCACAGCAGCAGAAAGCCCCAGCUCGGCAUCAGCCAAACACAGACGGAUCUCAGUCGGCUGUGUCACGGAUAUUCAUAUCGCCCAAUGGUGACUCAAGCUACCAUGGGCUUACAAGCACAUUGUUUGAUGAUGCGCCGACAGAUCGUCAUGGCCAUCCUCGCUCAGCAGAUCCACAGGUACCGGUAGAGCAUAUACGCAAGCAGCUGAUGGGAGAAUCUGCCUAUCAAAGGCAAUUGGAAGGGCUGAAUAUGCGACACGGGAAAUUGGAUUUUGAUGGGGUCAACCCAGAGCUUGGAAUGCACCUACUUGACCUUCAUUGGAAUCGUCAGCAUCAUUCUUUCUUGAUCACCUACCGGCCCGCCUUUAUGCGGGACAUGGCCACGGGAGGUCCAUACUUCUCUAAACUAUUACUCAACGCGAUCUACUUUGGCGCAUCGAAAUUCAGCAAUCGCCCAGAGGUUCGCCGAGAUCCAGAUGACGCCCGUACUGCAGGAUGGACUUUCCGCCAAAGAGUUAAGGAACUGCUAGGAGGUGCGUUGGAUCGAAGCGAGAUUACAACUAUCCAGGCCUUGUUGGUAAUGACCAGCUCUCUAUUUGCGUUAGGAGAUGAGCGCAGUGCCGCAUGGCUUUAUGCGGGCACAGCAUUCAGGAUGAUAAUCGACCUCGGCAUGCAUGUAGAUGCCACUUUGCUCAGCAACAUGCGACGGGUAUCAGACGAAGAUAUUGAAAUCCGGCGGCGAGUCUUCUGGGGUGCUUUUGUUGUCGAUAAGAUCCAGUCACUGUACCAAGGGCGCCCGGUCAGUCUGCAAGACUUCGAUACCAAUGUCUCAUUGACAUUCCUUGAUCAUUAUGAAGAGCUAGAGGACUGGCAACCCUUCGCAUAUACAGACGUGCAGUCAUAUCCAGGGUCGCCUGCCUACAGUGUCUCAACCUUCACCGAGCUCUGUAAGUUGUCAUUGAUUUUGAAUGGCAUCUUGAACAAAGUUUAUUCCGAGAGAAGCUCAAACCGGUCUCCAGAAGAGUUGCUCACAACUUUGAAAACACUGGAUGGCAAAUUGGAUGAAUGGUACAAGGCCUUGCCUGAUUCUUUGCGCUUUGGGAACAAUGCUACAGAGAUCACUCCACCGCCACACGUGCUUUCUCUGUUGGCACUCUACAAUGUGUUGCUUAUUCUUCUCCACCGGCCUUUUGUGGCCGAGGGUCAUUUGCACACAACGGAUCUGUCAAUCGCCAUUAGCUCCUUUACAACGUGCACCGCAGCCGCAGCACGUAUCGUCAAGGUUCUACAGGCAUAUGAUCACGCAUUCUCUAUAAGACGUGCCCCUUACCUGAUCUCAUAUGCGACAUACGUUGCAGCGACCAUUUAUGUUCGAGUUGCUGCUCAGCAAAAGGAAGGAAGCAGAGCACAUUCGUGUCUCUCGACAUGUCUCGAUAUCUUCCAAAAGAAUCAAGAGACUAAUUGGGCAGUUCGUCGUGCCAAAAAUGUAAUUUUGCAUCUGAUGGAUCGGAUGCAAGUUGAUGUCGGCAGUCGAGAUCGUUCCCAUGUCGAUCCCCAAGCGUAUCAUGAGAAACAGGGGCCUUUGGAAGAUCCCCAAAGCCAUAUUCACCUUGAUCAUGAUACUCUUGAAUCAGAUGAACUGCAUGCUCAGUGGACACCCCCGGAAACUGAGGCCUCUGAAUUGGAUAUGGACAUGAUAAUCCAAAGCUUUAUCCGACAGAACACAAGGCAAAAUGAAGGUCAAGUUUUCGUUGAGCCGCUCUAUACCGCUCCGGAUACUCAUGACUAUCAUCCGGCACCGGGAGAUAUUGCGUCAAUGAUGCUCCCCAGUCAUCAACACUCUUAUUCUGACGCGCAAAUUGAUGAUGACAUGUUGUUUGGAUUUAAUGGAUCAAUUCAAGAUAGUUUUUUGUAUGAUUAA